This is a messenger RNA of Fonsecaea nubica, 2634 nucleotides long. RefSeq lists its product as hypothetical. The record is from RefSeq and is a predicted model, not a curated record. Gene Ontology annotation, biological process: mRNA cis splicing, via spliceosome. NCBI's taxonomy places the organism in Eukaryota, Fungi, Ascomycota, Eurotiomycetes, Chaetothyriales, Herpotrichiellaceae. The transcript has 2 exons. Bases 1 to 2634 code for a protein of 877 amino acids. Gene Ontology annotation, cellular component: spliceosomal complex.
AUGGCUACCAAGUCAAGCAGCCGUCGGCCGUCGGUUAGCUUCCAUAUGCAGACCAGAAGUCGCAAAGCAAAAACUACCCCGGAACCAACCAAAGCUUGUACAGAACAACCAUCGCCAGCAUCACUAUCAUCAUCGUCAUCCCUAACAACACCACCGUCCAGUCCGCCAAAGCAAACACCGUCUCGAAAACGAAAGUUAGCCGAUUCGAGCUCAGAUGACGCCGACAAUCUAUCAAAGACUAAGCGACCUGCACGACGGGUUUCCACACCGGCGUCGCUGUCGGAUACUGCCACGCCACGAAAGCAAACAUCUCAAACGCCAGCUUUGGGUAGUGCUACAGUUAUUGCAAACAUCGACAGUACCCCUCCGCAAACCUCACCGUCAGCCAACCCGCUGCAUUCUGCCAGGUCGUUAAGACGAAGCUCGCGUAUAGCAGGAUCAGACGCAUUGGGCGAUGAUGAUGCUGGCCGUAACGGCGCACACGGCACGUCACCUCCUGACCAGCCAAGUCGAGAGAGCGUUCCUUCAGGAAAUGCUUCAAACGCAUGCCCAAAAGAUCCCGAGACGCCGUCGAAACCUGUGCGCACCUCGCGAUCUCCCAAAGAGACAAAAGCGUCCAAGGAUGCGGACCUGAGCUUUCAAGAGUACAAAGAUAAGCAGUUCUGGCCAGGUUUCAAUGCACGGAAACCGACGUACUACGCGAAUGAUGCAACCACUCGCUACCGUACCGCAGCAGAGAAUGGCAACACUCCCGAAUCCCGCUCUCCCAGGAAGCCGGCCCGAGGUGGCGGCCGCGGCGGUCGCGGAGGCGCUCAUGCAAAUGGUGGUGGACGUGGCAAAGGCAAAUCUAGAGGUAGAGCAGGUCGCGGCGGUGGAGAAAGCCCCGAACCACCAAAUCGAAGACGGCCGCUGACGCCAGAGGAAAAAGCCGAAAUCGCCAUGAUCAAGCAGAGGCAGCAGGAACUGAAACGGUUCUUUAGCAUUGUGGGCAACCAACAAGUCGACAUCCUUGACCAACUCUCUGGACGAGACAUUUCCAAAAUCGCCAGAAAGGCAAAGGCACACAGACAUGUCCCCGAGUAUGAUGGCGUGGUGGAAGAUCUUGAGUCUACCUUGAGGGACGUGCAGGGCCUGGUCCAAUCACGGUUUGAUCUCCAGGUCGAGCAUGAAAAGCAGCGCAUGCAGCAGGAGAAGGAAGUAAUUGAAGCGCAAUUCAAGAACCGCCUCACCGAAGCCCGCAAAGAACACCUUGCUGGGGCAGAAGGGGACAUUAUACUCUUCGAACGGGCAUAUCGCACCGCUCACGACGACACCCAUACCGAAUCUGGCUCCGAUCUAGAUUACUUCCCGCAUUAUCACGAGCUCCCCGAACCGAAUGCCCAACCCCGGGGGUAUUCGUCCCGCAAAAUUAUGGACGAAAAGCCAUUUAAGCAACAGUUGGAGUCGUACGACGAACAAGCCCGCCAACAAGUGCUCAAUGAGGAUGUUAUUGGCCCCUUGUUGAAGCAAAUGGAACAGCGAAACAAUGAAUGGCGCAUCGGGCAGCUUCGGAAGAAAUCACAGACAAUGGAUGCGCUCUCUGCAGAAGCAAUCAAGGAACUCGAGAAUAUCAAGGGCUACCUCAUCCCACGACCUCUGAACAUGGGUGAGAGCAGUUCGUAUGCGUUGUCGGCCCUGGCAGAUGUCUCGGACUGGGUUGCACAACAGCAUCCUGAACGUCAGUACAUCUACAUGCCUCUUGCCCGGGGAGAUGUCUUCCCGAGACAGGCUUUGGAUUUCUCUCCACUUCCUGGCCAAGGGCCAACUUCGAUACCACCACCUCCACCUCCACAACCAGCGCCAGCUCCUCCCCAGCCAGCAUAUCAUGUCAUUCGUCCAGACUCGAGGAGUCGUGGCCGUCGAUCAAAAUUUGCGCCUCCGAACAACGGCCCGGGUGUCGUCCAUGUUGCCACUCCCCCGCCUCCCCCAUCGCAGUCGUUACCACCACCUCCUCCAAGUCCUCUAUCAGCAGCGCCUACGCCCCCGGUCGGGCCAGCUUCAUUCCUCCCGCCACGCUUGAUUUCCAGCGGGCCUGGUCAACCAAUUGCCCCUGCACCGCCAAAACCCGCGCCUCCGCAUCGCUCGUCCACCAGCAUCAAUGUCUUCCGGCACACCCCUCGCCCAAGUGUUCAUCAGCAACAUGCCAUCCCGCGCCACAACUCUCUCGGCUCUCCAAUGCCGAGUGGACCCCAGCAAUUCAUCUUCCAGCCUCCGCAGCAGCCAUACCAACACCAACCUACUCCUGGCACGGGUCCUGCACAACCACCGCCGCCACCACCGCAAUACAACCCCCAUCCAGCCAGCCCCCUCACUUCUGGACCGAGCGUCAACACCGUCGCCGUGACCGGCGCCGUGGCACCCCCGAGUAUCAGCGCAGGCGCAAACGCUGGCGUUGGUGGCGUCGGCAACUCCGGCGGCCCGACCAUGCAAGUCAUCGGCCAACAGGGCAAGAUCCCCAUGACAUUUGUGAACCAGACGAUCGCGAGCCGCAACGCCGCUGCGGCGGCCGCGGCGGCGACUGCGGGUGGGAACAACGGCACCCCGAGCGGGAACGGCCAGGGCAAUGGCAAGAGAGUUUUGCUGCCAAAGGUGUAG